Molecule: messenger RNA, 1461 nt
Organism: Coniosporium apollinis CBS 100218
Lineage: Eukaryota; Fungi; Ascomycota; Dothideomycetes
Exons: 4
Coding region: 1-1461 (486 amino acids)
Source: RefSeq, a predicted model, not a curated record
AUGGGCUGGUUCGGCAAUCUUGGACUGGCGUGGAAGUACACCUUGGUGUUCGGUGUUCUACUUCUCGCUACCUUAAUAGCCGGGGCUAUCAAAGUAAUGUUUGACCGCAGAAAACUCAAGAAGCACAUGAAGUUGUCGGAGAUUGAGUCUGCGCACGGCGGCAAGGAAGACCAAGUGCAGCUUAACGGCAGAGAAAAAGAUGAAGGGGAUUUGUUUGGUGUGAGGGCUAUCGAAGCCGGCUUCUUUGGCGGCGUGGCACAGUCUCGACCAACCUCCCUCGCUGGCACGCCCAAUAGCUCGAGACCCGGCACUCCCUCGAUGAGCUCUCAUACGCUUGUUGGCAGCUUUGCAUCUCCGAAGGUAGUUGCUUCCACGCCGUCUGCCAGCGUGACGAGUCUCCCGCUAGUCCGGACGCAUUCUGGUAUCAACCUGGACGCUGCGAGCCCGUCCAAAUCCCGAAAAGUCCCUCCCACUAUCAGCAUUAACGGUGGUGGCCUGCAACCUUCCCAUGCACAGAUCAAUGGGCGCAUAAACCACAGCAACACUGUCGACAUGAACUUGACUGUCCCACCCUCUCCUGUGCACUCGGAAACCCCUAGGUCUACCUCAACAUCACCAGACCCGGAUUCGCCUCGAUCUCUGUCCCCGCAUUCGAAUCACUCUGUGGACCUACGUACGAAGGCCUCUGAUGCCGCUCGCUACAUACAGGUAUCCCAAUCGAGCUCAACGCUAGAGUACUACGGGCAGCCGGUGCAUGCAGUUUCCGUCUCGAAGAACCGCAUAGCCGGUACCAGGUCGCAAGAAGCAUCCUUCGAAAGUGGGCGAGAAAAGUUCCAGAGCAACAGCCGUUCGGCUUCGCCGGGACCCGGGCAAUAUGAGCUCCCUACGAUGCCGCAAAGAGCUGUCCAAAACGUGUACCCGCGGUCAUUGUCGCCGAGUCCAGGCAGGGAGCAAGUGCGGGGGGCGCCAGUUGCCCCUUCUUCCACACGCAGUUCUUCUUCCAUAGGACCACCCACACAACAAGCCUCACAAAUCUCACACGCCCGUGAUCUCAGCACCUCGAGCAGCACGUAUAGCGCAGCCAAGACGGGCCGUCCCAGGGAGUCGCACGAGUCCGCCGCGUCCUUCAACUUCUUUACGACUGCGCCAGACGCCAGUUCUAAGAGCGCGACAAACCCACCCUCUCAAUCAUCGAGGAAUGGCAGCCGGAGGCCUAGCGAUGCUAGCAGCUCCGUAGGGCCUUCCGUGGCCGGGCGCACCAGCAACGACCGCUUCAGCGACUUCUUCGACGCCUAUUACCGCAACUCGCACAUCGCGGUGGCAUCAAAAGCAGAAGCUCCCAAGCGGCCGCCGCAGCUGAGCGUCAUCAGGCAGUCGACGCUUGAGGAAGUGCCGUCGCCUGAGCCUUCUCCGCUGCCUGAUGCUAUUGAUUCUAGCAGGUUUUUGUUGGCGAGGAGCUGA